Molecule: messenger RNA, 2153 nt
Organism: Striga asiatica
Lineage: Eukaryota; Viridiplantae; Streptophyta; Magnoliopsida; Lamiales; Orobanchaceae
Source: the annotation of a GenBank genome assembly
AUGCCAAAAUUACCCAACGUCAAUUUGGCUCUUUACACGCUUUCAGUGCCAAGCAUUAGGCCGGUGCUAACUGCUAAAAUGGCAAGGCAAACAGUGACAUCGAUUUUUUUUGGUGAUAUACUGCCAUGGCUUCCGACAAUUACACCGAUAGAAACGCUGUUUUCCGCAAGCUCAGGGCGAGGUCUGAGAACAAGAUGUGUUUCGAUUGCAACGCUAAAAAUCCGACUUGGGCGUCUGUUACAUAUGGGAUCUUCCUGUGUAUCGAUUGUUCGGGGGCCCACCGGAGUCUCGGGGUGCACAUCAGCUUUGUUAGAGUGGCUCUAUCCGAAUCAAACGCAAAUCCAACUCGUUGCACGGGUUGAACGGAAGCUCGAAAUGGCCCUCCGCUCCCGAUACACAGAUGAGAGUCUUUCUGCACUGAGACCACAAUGGCGGCAAAUCGCCUUUGCUCCAAAUUACAAUACCAAUUCCGGCCAUUACUUUAUGAAUGUUCAAUCCCUUAAAAAACUGAAUAAGUUUGAUAGUGUAACAAUAGUAGCUAGCCCUUCUUAUAAGCGAAUUGAAGCGGCCGUAACGGGAUUGGCGUCGCUUGAAGUCCAUUACCAGGCUCUACCUUUUGAACCUCCUUUGAUGUUGCCUGCUGAUAUUGAUAUAACCAUCGUUUUCAUUCUGCUGAGCGAGUUCUUAAACUGUAGGUCAACAAAUAUGGAUUCAUGGACCCCUGAGCAGUUAAAAAUGAUGUGCUUCGGCGGAAAUAACCGAGCUCAGGUUUUCUUCAAACAGCACGGAUGGAGUGACGGUGGCAAGAUUGAGGCCAAAUAUACCUCAAGAGCUGCUGAGUUGUACCGACAAUUACUGUCGAAAGAAGUUGCUAAAAGCAAUGCAGAGGAUGCUGGCUUGCCUUCCUCCCCCGUUGCUUCACAGUCAUCAAAACCUAAUGGAUUUUCUGAUAUUAACUUCAAUGAAGAUCCAAAGGGAAGUUCUCUAAACGAUGUCCCAAAGGAAACUGCUGCUCCCAAAACUGUGACUCCUGAGGCUUCUUUAUCUCCAAGAGCCCCUCAAACAGUUACAGCAAUUACUGUGAAGAAAACUCUUGGUCCAAGGAAAACUGGGAAAACUGGAGGCCUAGGUGCUAGGAAGCUCACUACCAAGCCCAGUGAGAGCCUUUAUGACCAGAAGCCCGAGGAGCUUCCUGUACAAAUUUCAUCUGCAAACUCUUCAUCGAGCAGCACUGCUGCAGUUGGUUCAUCAUUUACGUCGAGAUUUGAGUAUACAGACAAUGACCAACCUACUGAGACAAGCUCUGGAGGUUCGCGUGCUGGCCAUGUAGUACCUCCAAAGUCAUCCAAUUUCUUCGCAGAAUAUGGUAUGGAAAGUGGCUUCCCAAAGAAGAUCAGCUCAAACUCCACAAAAGUCCAAGUUGAGGAAACGGAUGAGGCGAGGAAAAAGUUUUCUAAUGCGAAAUCAAUAUCAUCAGCUCAGUUUUUUGGUGUUCAAAACAAUGCUGGUGAUUUGGAUGCAGCAGCUUCUUUGCAGAAAUUCUCUGGGUCUUCUUCGAUCUCCAGUGCUGAUCUCUUUGGUCAUGAUUCGAGUCCUACUUCCAUUGACCUUACAGCAAAUGAACUCAUUCAUAAGUUGUCUUUCCAGGCACAGCAAGAUAUCUCCUCCCUUAAGAAUAUGGCAGGAGAAACCGGGAAGAAACUCAGUUCCCUCGCAUCCUCUUUAUUAACUGAUCUUCAGGACAGAAUCCUCUGAUGAUAAGAUUAUGAGGUCUGUAUCUUUACAUGAAAACAAAGAUUGUUGCACUGCUUGUUGCCCUAUAUUAUGUAGUUUGUGUACAAGAGAGCAUUUUUUUUUUUUAGAAAAAAACCAUGAUAAGUUUAAACUCUUGAGGCUUAAGAUACGCUUGUGGAUUUUUUCUUUCUCCCUUUUGAAUAGUUAUGCAGAACAUGUCUCAUGCUUAAUGCCUUUUGGGUUGGUAUGACUGAUUCUCUCUCACAUUAAAUUUCAAAUGAUCUGAUGCGAACAGGGUAUUCUUGUUCUUAUUAUCUUCUAUUAAUCUACUUUGGAAUUUUUGGAAUAAUCUGCAGUGAACUUACUCGUUUGAAAUGAUAUAAUUUUGUAGAGCAUAGUCUGUGGGGGGUUCCUUGUGU